UUUCAGUACCCCCAAUACAUUGAAUAUUGCAAAACAUGUCCUUUAGUUAGUUCAGGAGAAGGAUUCAAACGCUUCGGACUUUUUGUUAUACGUUUCCACGUUUGGAGUAAUAUAAAACUUUUUGUCGCUCUUACAUUUCGAGAAUAUUUCAAGCAGGCUGGAACAAUUGUUUUUACGUAUUUAGAUAAAUAUAUGUAUGGGUGCUGCUUUGGGUUACUUAUUCACAGAAUCUGGGGAGAUAAUCCGCCACUUCAUUCUAAUGUACUACCACUAAUCACAGAUGAAAACAUAGGCGAAUAUCUGAUGGCCUUAGAGUUAGAAUCUGGAUUAAGUCAACUCUCCCUUGGUGGCUCAGAAAACUUUCUCGGUUCCUCAGAAGUGGAUUUCGAAAAUAGCUGUCCGAAAUUGGUCUACAACGGUUUGUUUAUUUAACGUGUUUUGAUACUGAUCUCGAUAUUAGUAUAAUAUUUGCUAAUGGAGAUUUCAGUACUGUUAAAAAAGAUAAAUUUUCGCCAAGUAUGCUGUGAUUGUGACUGAAGAGUAGUAUUAAAUUAGUUAGACAGUACAACUGACUAGAAAUGAACGCAUGUACUUCAUUUGGUUCAAAUACUUUUGAUUUGUUUGGGAAUCACACAGUGAAUCUUCAAAUCAAAGCCUGAUUUCUAUAUCAGUGUUUAAGGAGCGUUUAGCCCUUGUAUGACAAAUAUAUGGCGCAGUUCAGUCAAUAUAUUUUCAUUUUCUAUAGUUUGGUUUGUAAGGAUUAGUUAUGUUUUACGAGUUGAUCACGGAUCGAUAUCAGUUAGAGAACCAUUGAAAACCAGGGAGUACUGGACAGCUGCUGUUUCAUCCUAGUUUGGGAAUCAUCGGCAGUACGCACCCACUGGGUUUCGAACCCAGGACCUUCCGGUUACAAGGCAAGCUCGUAUACCAUUCAGCCACUGGCACCCGAUUCAUUUUGUUAAUCCGCAUUAUUCUUGUGUAUUUUGUGUUCUAUUAAUAUUGUUUACGUCUCAUUGUAUCUGUUCCAUUAGCUUCAAUUAAUGUCUUGUACUCCACCUAGGUAUCUUCAUGAAACGAGGAGAUGGGAAACUCCCCCGUUUUUGUGCUAUUGUUGACUGUGGCGAAUUGACCUGUGUUACAAGGAUCAAUAUUGUGAAAGUGCAUCUAGUAAACACUUAGAAAUUACUCGACUUUCUCAGAUCUGCUGUUUUCAAGCUUCAUUUAAAGGCUGAAUGAUUGUGAAACUUGAAAUAUGGAAGACUGCGUUGAAAUUAAUUGUUUGUCUAUCAUCCUACGGAGAUGACUCUUUUUUGAGAUUCGAUCAGUAAUUGAAAUCAGAUUGGGAAAAUUCCACAUGGUUUCCACAUACCAGAUAAAAAGGUCAGGUUAAUCAACAGCCCUCGGUUAGUCUUUCUUAACAACACCGGCGUUGUCGAAACAAAACUCUGUGCUAUCUGUUUCACGUUGCUCAUAGGCUUUUCAGUGUCUAUAGGGCUGUGGGUAUGAAAUAAAUAACGAUGUAAUAACAUCUGAAGCUCACAUUUGCUAUCCCUUUUUUCAAAUUGUUAUUUCGGUAGCAUUUAUUGUGGGCAUACCCUUGAUAUGUCCCUCGAUCUUAUGGUACAUACACAUUUCCUUAAUGAAUUUGCUGAAGUGUCACUUAUUUCAACAAAAUUAGUAGCUUUCGCUGACCAUCACUAUUCAUGGACUGCCUACUUUAAGGUAUCGCUUCUCGCUGUUCUCGAGGCCUUCUCUUGUGUGUUCCGAUAUUCUGUCGACCGAGAGGUUCUCUGGCGAAGCUUGACUGUAAACGGAAUGCCGAGAAAAUGCAUUGCACUGAUCAAGGCACUUUACUCAAACUCAUGCAGCCAGGUGGGGGCUUACGGCGAUUCGGCAUUUGAAGUGGUGACGACUAGUGGUGCUCGUCAGGGAUGCCCAUUAUCCCCAUUCCUAUUCAAAUUCAUCAUAGAUGUACUAAUGGAUUUAACCCUAACUCACUUCAGAGACCCUGGGAUUGACAUGCUACCAGGGAAUAAUCUCGUUG
Molecule: messenger RNA, 2044 nt
Organism: Trichobilharzia regenti
Lineage: Eukaryota; Metazoa; Platyhelminthes; Trematoda; Strigeidida; Schistosomatidae
Source: the annotation of a GenBank genome assembly